Lucilia cuprina (Australian sheep blowfly) is the source of this 4630-nucleotide messenger RNA. RefSeq names its product histone-lysine N-methyltransferase EHMT2 (gene G9a). Gene Ontology annotation, cellular component: nucleus. NCBI's taxonomy places the organism in Eukaryota, Metazoa, Arthropoda, Insecta, Diptera, Calliphoridae. The annotation marks the transcript as partial. The transcript has 9 exons. Gene Ontology annotation, molecular function: p53 binding; protein-lysine N-methyltransferase activity; zinc ion binding. The record is from RefSeq and is a predicted model, not a curated record.
UCUUUCCAGAAUCCACCAUUAGCAGCUGAUAUUGCACCGAGCACUCAAAAUGAAAGUCUGCAAAAAUCAUCGACAGAUUUAGAUGAUUCAUCAAUCGUUAAUGCCGCAGAAAGUAAUGAUACAUCAUUAAUUGAUGACAACAAACCAUUAAUAGAUAAACAUCAGCCAGCCUCUAAACGAGGUAGAGGUAGAAAUAAAAAAUAUUCCAACACAGAUGCUGAUAGCAAUCACAAUACUACCACAAACGAAUUACCCCUAGUUGAACGUCACAGUUCUCCACAAAACACAGAACGUAAAUUGACACGUAAACGAAAGAAUCCUGCAGAUGAUGAAAUUGAAUUGGCAGGACUACUCAAUAAAUCAGAAGAUGAAGAGGGUAAGCGCACGAGACGUAGUGAACGUUUGUGCAAUCGUUUGGAUGGCUUCAAAAUAUUCGAUGAGGAAAAGGAGCCAUCGGAUGACAAUAACAAAAAUCAUGAAAGCAAUGAAUCACCUACAAGAAAGACUUUAAGAUUAGCGCUAGAUGAGAAGACACCUCCGAAAAAGCGAGGACGUAAAGCUAAAGUACAAUUGGAAACUGAGAAAAUGCAGCAAGAUAAUAAUGAACAAAAUUCAUCCUCUACUACAGCAGCCACAACUAAUUACAAAAAACACAACUCAGAAGCGGCUGUCAUUUUACCCAAACGUUCGCAGAGACGCAUAAAACCAACAACAAAGAUUUUAGAAAAUGAUGAACUUCGUUAUGAAUUUGAAACUAAAAAUAUUGUUCGAAUGACAGCCCAGAAUUGGAGUUCCUCCGAGCACCAGCAACAAAAUGACUCUACUACACCUACACAUCAAAUAGUCUCACAAAGUGAACAUAAUACAACCACAAACUCCAAGCAGAAAAGUGAAAAAUCAGAUAAUAGUAAUGACAGCCAUCCCACGGGCACUAGUAAUAUCAAAAAGAAGCUUUUUCCCUGCCCUGAUAUAAAAAAGUUUCUGCAGGAAAUCAAAUCAGGAAAAUGGAAUCAAAAUCGUUCACCCGAAGAUAAAAAGUUAAGCAAGAAACAGCAGCGCAAACUGAAUAAGCAAAAAGAGAAAUAUUUCGAAAGAAUGGGCCUAAGGCGUAAUGUCAGCAAUGAGUCUAGUGACAAUGAUAGUUUAAGUGACAAUGCUGAAUUCGUGCCGACCACUCGUGUACAGGUGGGCAAACCUAGUGUGACUUUAAGAGGACGUAAAGAUACGACUACUACACAGCCUGCAACAGCAGCUGCCACUACUACACAAAGAUCGGUUUCCUCUUCAUCAACACCUCCACAAACAAGACGCAAUCAAAAGCAGAAAACUAUCUCUACUAAUGCCGACAAGGUGGUAGAAUUGAAAUCUUUAAAUGCCUCAGUAGUGGCGGAGAAUAUAUCAGCCACUACGCCUACACCAUCAACUACCGCGCAGAAUACCUCCUCAAAUGCCUCAACUUCUUUAACGGUGCCAGAAACUUCAUCAAAAACUAAAUUUGAUUGUUUAUGUCAUGUCACCUCUAACUACUGUACGCCCAUGAUAAAGGAAACACAAUAUUGUUGGGCUAUCGAUAAUAUAGAUGAAGAAAAAGUAGGCUGUUCUCAUCAACUUACGGGCGAAGUAUUAAAUUUGUUUAGAGCCAGUCAGAGGUCGGUAUAUAUGGUCUUGUGUGAGGAGCAUCAGAAGAGACUUAAGGCUCAUAAUUCUUGUCCGGCGUGUGGUAUCUUUUGUACGCAGGGCAAAUUUAUCUUGUGCAAACAGAAGCACUUCUUUCACGCAGCAUGUGCUCAACGCAUUGUUCUUAGCUCUAAAUAUGAUCCGCAACAACCUGCCUCGAAAAAUGCUAGUCGUACUUUGGUACUAAAGUGUCCACACUGUGGCCUAGACACACCCGAACGCACCUCUACCAUUACUAUGAAAACACAAACUGUGCCCAUAUUCCAGGCAACACAAAAGCCUCUGAUGCCCUCAAUAGUCCCUGCCAGCAAUACUGCUACAAAUUCCUCGCUUACUCCCCUAGGCAGUGUAAAUAGUCCGGCUUCUGUGAGCUGGUCGACAAGCGUUAUACGUCCCUACGUUAAUAUUAACUAUGAUAAACUUAUACCCGAAUCCGUUAUGAAUGUGGUAAACGCUCGAGGACGAACCUUACAAACACACAAUCAGGCAACAGAAUUUACCACCAAAGAUAUGUAUUAUGCAAUAAAGAAUGAUGAUUUGGAAAGGGUAGCGGAAAUAUUGGCUUCAAAUUACGAUGUUACAACCUGCAUGCGUGAAUUUUAUCAUGGCACCUGUUUGCAUUUAGUGGCCCAUUAUGGCACCAUACAAAUGGCCUAUUUAUUGCUGUGCCAGGGUGUGGGCUCAGAUUUUAUUAAUAUGAUGGAUCGUGAGCUCCGCACUGCCAUUAUGUGUGCUGUUAAAGAGGAAAAGUGUAAUAUUGUUAAUCUUUUCUUACAAAAUCGGGCUGACUUGGCUUUAAGGGGUCCUGAUGGUCAUACUGUUCUGCAUAUAGCAGCACGUACUGGUAACUUGGAAAUCCUUAAGCUAAUUGUUCAUAGCUAUAAGGCCAGUAAGGAUGUAUCACAAUUUUUGAGUUUUAUUAAUGCUCAAGAUGAUGGUGGUUGGACAGCCAUGGUUUGGGCCGCUGAAUUGGGUCAUACGGAUAUCGUAAGCUUACUUUUGCAACAAGGCGCUGAUCCCAAUAUCUGCGAUAAUGACAAUAAUACAGUGCUACAUUGGGCAGCAUUACAGAAUCAUGACUUGGAUACAAUAACAGUAUUACUAAAGGCGGGCAUUAAUUGUAAUAUACAAAAUGUGGAGGGUGAAACGCCAUUACACAUUGCCUGCCGUUUAUCGAGUAAAAAACUCUGCCUUUUACUUAUUUUCAAUGGUGCCGACCUAAUGCUGCGCAAUCGUUCCGAUGAACUACCCUUUGACUGCAUACCCGACGAACAUUCGGAUUGUGCUCGUCAUGUCGGCUUUCAAAUGGAAAUGCAUGCUUUACAUCGUCGACGUUCGAACAUUGUUUGUGGUGACAUCAGUAAUGGUCGAGAAUUAUGCCCCAUUCAAGCUUUACGCAAUGAAAACAACGUUAUGCCAGUAGAAGAGUCUGAUCAAUUAAUGUUACCGGAUUUUCGUUAUAUAACCGAUACUAUAAUAUUACAGAAUUCGGUACAAAUUGAUCAGAGGGUAUCACAAAUGCGUAUUUGUAAUUGUAGUGAUGGAUGUACCACCGAUAGCUGCCAAUGUACGGGAGCCUCGGAUCGCAGCUGGUAUACAGCCGAGGGUCGUCUUAGUGCUGAUUUUAACUUUGAAGAUCCGGCUGUUCUAUUCGAAUGUAAUGAUGUGUGCAAUUGCAAUAAGCGUUUUUGCAAAAAUCGUGUAGUACAAAAUGGCAUAACCAUACCACUGCAGGUAAUUGAAUGUGAGGACUCCUCUAAAGGCUGGGGUGUACGCACCAUGGUUCAUAUACCCAAGGGCAGUUUUGUAGCUGUUUAUACGGGAGAAGUUCUAACAGAAAUGGAGGCUGAUCGUCGUACCGAUGAUUCUUACUUUUUCGAUUUGGGUCAUAAUCAUUGUAUCGAUGCUAACUAUUAUGGCAAUGUUAGUCGUUUCUUUAAUCAUUCAUGUGAACCUAAUAUUGUACCCGUUAGGGUAUUUUAUCAACAUCAAGAUUAUCGCUUUCCAAAAAUAUCAUUCUUUACCUGUCGUGAUAUAGAAGUGGGAGAAGAAAUUUGCUUUGAUUAUGGCGAUAAAUUUUGGUCGAUUAAGAAUCGUUAUUUCACCUGCAAAUGUCAGUCCACCUCCUGUCGUUACUCCAGUCUAAUGGUGGAAAAUGGUGAAGAAGAAAUGGAGGAUCAAGAAAUACCUUUAAACUCUAAUAAUGAUACUUCUCCUACCUUAACUAUAACAUCUACUACGAAUUCCUCUAACAUUUCCCAUUUAAGCAACAACUCUAUACAACAGCAGCAGCAACAACAACAACAGCAAAUAAUGCAAGCUGAACUUUUACUACCCAACAACAAUGAACUUUCUAUUAUACCUAUCAAUCCCUCCACUUCAUUGGCCUCAUUACCCUCGAACACUACCAAUGGCACCCCUUAGCUUAUGGACAUACAAAAUUAUUCCAUUAUUAUACUAUAUGAAAGUUAAGUUAACUUUCUGUAAGUCGUUUACUUAAACAUAAUGAUAUACAUACUAACUCCUGUCCCUUUCCACCUUUACUUUAUAGUUAAAGCUUUAGGUGUUUGUAUACAAAAAGAAAAAUCCCAGCUUUUCGUUUUUAAGAUGUUGUAGUUGCUUUUUUUUGUUAAUAAGUUUUUAAUAGUGCAAGUCGUAAAGUGUAUUUUGUUUAUUUAGCUAAUAAGACAAUUGAAACAAAAAGUUAAUCAUGAAAACUUUAAAGCUGAAUACCAAAAUUUUCUUUUUAUACAAUAAAUUUUAUACAAAAUUGAGUAAAAAAGCUUUUUCGUCAAAUAUAAGUUGAAUGUGAGGAAAGAGAAAGUAAAAUUUGCCAAAAAAAAGAAUUUUUUCAAAAAAGCUUUUGACUUAAAAAAGCUUUCUUACCAGAAUGCUUUACAAUAAAAUACUUUUCAAGUGUCCAUUAAAUUAAAGUUAAUUAAACAAGUUUUUC